Molecule: messenger RNA, 2705 nt
Organism: Odocoileus virginianus texanus
Lineage: Eukaryota; Metazoa; Chordata; Mammalia; Artiodactyla; Cervidae
Source: RefSeq, a predicted model, not a curated record
ACUUGGGGAUUGAAUUCAUGGAGAGUGAAGAAGUUUAUCAAAGGCAGGUGCUGUCAAUUUCAUGUAUCAUCUUUGGAAUUGUCAUCGUGGGCAUGUUCUGUGCAGCGUUCUACUUCAAAAGCAAGAAACAAGCUAAACAAAUUCAAGAGCAGCUGAAAGAGCCACAUAAUGGUAAAAACUACAGUCUCAAAACAUCUAGCACAAUGGCAAAGUCCGAAAACUUGGUGAAGAAUCAUGUCCAGCUGCAAAAUUAUUCAAAGGCGGAAAGGCAUCCUGUGACUGCAUUGGAGAAAAUGAUGGAGUCAAGUUUUGCCGGCCCCCAAUCAUUCCCAGAGGUCCCUUCUCCCGACAGAGGAAGCCAAUCUGUCAAACACCACAGCAGGACCCUCUCCUCUUGCUGCAGUCCAGGGCAAAGGAGUGGUAUGCUCCAUAGGAAUGCCUUCAGAAGGACACCCCCAUCACCCCGAAGUAGGCUGGGUGGACUCGUGGGACCAGCAUAUCAGCAACUGGAGGAAUCAAGGAUCCCAGACCAGGAUACGAUACCUUGCCAAGGGAUAGAGGUCAGGAAGACUAUAUCCCACCUGCCUCUACAGCUGUGGUGUGUUGAAAGAUCCCUGGACUUAAAGUACUCAGCCAAUGGUUUAACAACCCAACAAAAUGCAUCAAUAAAUAUGCAACUGCCUUCAAGAGAGACAAACUCCUAUUUUAAUAGUUUGGAGCAAAAGGACCUGAUGGGAUAUUCAUCCCCAAGGGCCAGUUCCGUGCCCAUCAUCCCUUCAGUGGGUCUAGAGGAAACCUGCAUGCAAAUGCCAGGGAUUUCUGAAGUCAAAAGCAUCAAAUGGUGCAAAAACUCCUACUCUGCUGAUAUUGUCAAUGUGAGUAUUCCAGUCAGCGAUUGUCUUAUAGCAGAACAACAAGAAGUGAAAAUAUUGCUAGAAACUGUCCAGGAGCAGAUUCGAAUUCUGACUGAUGCCAGGCGGUCAGAAGACUACGAACUGGCCAGCGUAGAGACCGAGGACAGUGCAAGUGAAAACACAGCCUUUCUUCCCCUGAGUCCCACAGCCAAAUCAGAACGAGAGGCACAAUUUGUCUUAAGAAAUGAAAUACAAAGAGACCCUGCAUUGACCAAGUGACUCGAGAUGUAGAAAUCUGUGCAUUCUAUGCUUUGCUCAACAGGAAAGAGAGGAGAUUAAAUACAAAUUAUUUAUAUGCAUUAAUUUAAGAGCAUCUACUUAGAAGAAACCAAAUAGUCUAUCGCCCUCAUAUCAUAGUGUUUUUUAACAAAAUAUUUUUUUAAAGGGAAAGAAACGUUUCAGGAGGGAUAAAGCUUACAACUAAAGCUUUUGGGUAGAAUUCUGAAUACAAUUUCAGUUAGUCCCAACACUGUCCUCUUUGGCUCUUAGUAGAUGUGAGCAAUUCAGACCCUCAGCCCCACAGCGCCAGUGGCCUCAUAAAAAGUGCUGGCAGUUGCCCAGUUUCAAAGAGAAGAGAUGUGUGCUGAGGCCGGACGUGCCAGUGAGCAGGUGGCCCUUGCCAUGUGGCUUGCCAAUCCCAAACCCUAAAUCUCUAUUCACUCGACAGCCUCAUCACAGGUUAUGUCAUGUCAACCAAUGUAAUAUUUUAUACUUACUUUUUGAAGAAUGGCACAAAGACUCUGGAAGGAGAGGAACAGAAGAUAGAGGGCAUCAUGGGGCAAUCUUAGCCACUCUUAUGUGCCAGCUUCCUCCAAAAUUUGAAGGCACAGAAUCUCAGAGGGAGGUAGGAAAUUACUAUAGAAAAAGAGACAAAAACAUCACAAAUGUCGUGUCACUAAAAUCAUGCUAAUAGAAAUGUUUUUCUUUGAGAUUGUUUUAGGGGGCUCCAAAGGAGCAUUUCUCAGUGUGUGUGUGUGUGUGUGUGUGUGUGUGUGUGUGUGUGUGUGUGUAUGUGGGGGCCUGCUCACUCGAGCACCGGUAUGCUGUAUGCACAUAUGUUCAUUGUGCGUAUGUGUGUGCAUGUGUGUGUGUAUUCAGCUUGCUAAAAAUUUGUUGAAACAUCAGGGAAUCUAAUAUUCAGAAGAAAAAAAAAUUUCCCUCGUAGAUCUGUUCACUUUCAAUUUUUUCCAUUAAGUAGAAAGUUCAGUUAGUAAAUCAAGGUCACUUGCAUGGUGGGGUCCUACAAAACUCUUGACAGUGUCUAGACCAUUUUCUGAUGUGAAUCUUUUUGAGAGAAACAACUAUUGGCUCAUUAAUGAUAUCAGUAUCACAAGGCAAGUUGGGGAUGUGUACCUAUUCUGAGUCAUGCAUACUUAAAUUAUUUAUACAAGCCAAUGAUCAAAUUGAUGGUUACCCUUUGCUUUUUCAUCAUCCUCAUUACUAUUUAUUUUAUAGCAAGUCUGCCAUGUGUGGACCAAGACAUUGGCUUCUGUGGUUAAUAUGGAAAGAAUAAAUUGUUGAAGUCACAAAGCCCAGCCUAUUCAGUUCACAGGAAGUCCCCCAAAGAACAGUAAAUUGUGCUGUAUGUUCAUUUGGAAUAAAGCAAUAUUUUUACCACUGCUAAGGUGAACUGAAACUUCUCCUGAAGAUUUGUCUGUUUUAUUUACCCUUCUUUUCAUGGGGCAACCAAGGAAAUUAGUGUUCACAUAACCAGUCUUUUUCCAAUUAUCGAUGGUGUUGAGUUGUUAUGUUUACACUGUUUUAAAUAAAAAGGCACAGUAUUUGAAAGUA